Molecule: messenger RNA, 1188 nt
Organism: Hyla sarda
Lineage: Eukaryota; Metazoa; Chordata; Amphibia; Anura; Hylidae
Gene: LRRC69
Product: leucine rich repeat containing 69
Exons: 8
Coding region: 57-1097 (346 amino acids)
Molecular function (GO): protein binding
Source: RefSeq, a predicted model, not a curated record
GUAUCGCGUCUAUGUGUUUAACUCUGUAGUAACCGGUGAGAGAGAACACGGGGCUCAUGACUGACUUACUGAUGCUGCGGGCCAUCCGGGGGAGAGCCCGGACCCUGAACCUCAAUGGGAAAAGAUUACAACGUGUCCCCGGGGCUGUGGGCGACCUCCCCCAGCUGACGGCGCUGCACCUGAAGAAUAACGCGCUGUGCCAGCUGCCCGGAGAGGUGACGGCGCUGAGCAAUCUCACUAUUCUAAACUUGGGGAACAACCAGUUUACAAAAGUCCCUGAAGAGCUGAAGUACUUACACUCCUUACAGAUCCUACACAUGUUUGGGAAUGGAAUCACCGAAAUACCUCCGUGUGUGUUUGAUGGAUUACAGAAUCUUUUAUGUCUAAAUUUGAAUAACAAUCUCAUUGAGAAUCUUCCUGUGGAAAUACAAAAGCUGCAAUGUCUUGAAAAGCUGAGCAUAAACAAGAACUGCCUGCAAGAAAUUCCCAGAGAGUUGUGUAUCCUACAAAAUCUUUCUGAAUUGCAUCUUGGGAAUAACCGGCUGGAGACUCUACCAGAGCAGAUCGCCUACCUGAGCAAUCUGAAGGAGCUGCGGAUUUAUCGGAACCAUCUGAUCGGCCUUCCAGAGGGACUUUGCAGGUUGAAAAAGUUGAAAAUACUGGAUGUUGCAGGAAACCAAAUACAGGCAUUUCCAUCAAGAAUGCAUGAAGUCCCCAUACAAGAACUGUACUGUGAAGAAAAUCCACUGCUACGAAAAGAACCAGUGUCUGCCAUUCAGGAUGAAGAAAUGUUGUCCCUGAAGGAAAUAACAGCAAGACUUAUUUUAAGUCAUCUCCAGAAUAGAAGCUCCUUAUUAUUGCGAGAACAAAUCAAGUAUUAUCCAGAUGCUAGAAGACUGCUCUCUAGAAGAAAUGUUUGUGCCCUGUGCGGAAAGUGGUUUCUGGAUAUGUGGCUGGAGUGUGUAAAGUUUGUGGAUGUUAAAAAGAAAAUGAAGACCUCAAGCAAUCUGCAACUCCUACCAGUGAGGCUUUUCCUUUGUUCAUACCAAUGCUUUAACCAGAGACACAGUGAUGUUUUUGGAGUAGCUGUUCAGUGAGCGGCCUAAUAUAGUUUUUUUUUAAUUUGAUUUGAUUUUUUCUUUUUUUCUUUUUUAUACAUUUUAUACAGUAUGCUUUAAACAUUGUAUA